GAACCGGAACCUUUUCAAGCUACAACUGUGUUGCCUUCACGAUCAUGUGUAUCGCAGAGCUUCAUUUACAUUCCCUUUACACAACUGAUAAAAACGACGAUGUCUCCUCCUCAUCAAGCAUGGAUGAUUUAAAAAUGAACGUUAGUCAUGUUCAAACGCGUGGUUAAUGCGUGGUCUUGGCCGACUGUGGAAGCUUAAUUGAUUUACUUAGAAGAAGGUAAUAGCAACAUUGUAACGCAUUGGAAAGAUGGGGAGCACGACCUCUUGCUGUGUGUCUUCAAGUCCGAAGCUCCGAAGAAAUGCUCAUUCGAGGCUGGAGUCGUACAACACGGAGCCGGAGUUGAGUAGGGAGGAUACGGGCUGCAACCUGCAGCACAUCAGCGACCGAGAGAAUGUCGACGAGCUGAACAUGGAGUACAACCCCUCUGACCAUCCUCGGGCCAGCACAAUAUUCCUCAGCAAAUCUCAGACGGAUGUGGACUUGUCCAGCAAAAGUGUGCGUGAAAAAAGAAAGAGCCUCUUCAUCAAUCAUCAUGGAUCAACUAGAAGAAAACACAGCUCCUGUUCCACCAUCUUCCUGGAUGACAACACAGUCAGUCAGCCCAAUCUUAAAUUCACCAUUAAAUGUGUAUCUCUUGCAAUAUAUUACCAUAUCAAGAAUAGGGACACAGAUGGAGGAAUGCGGCAAGACAUUUUUGACGAGAAGCUUCACCCUCUCUCGAAAUCUGAAGUGCCGUCUGACUAUGACAAACACGACCCCGAGCAGAAACAGAUCUACCGCUUCGUCCGGACGCUGUUCAGCGCUGCUCAGCUCACUGCAGAAUGUGCCAUUGUUACACUGGUGUACGUUGAGAGGCUGCUGACGUAUGCAGAGAUAGACAUUGGCCCAGAGAACUGGAAGCGUAUGGUACUGGGAGCCAUUCUGCUGGCCUCUAAGGUCUGGGAUGACCAGGCUGUUUGGAACGUAGACUACUGCCAGAUCCUCAAAGACAUCACCGUGGAGGACAUGAACGAGCUGGAGCGUCAGUUUCUGGAGCUUUUGCAGUUCAACAUCAACGUUCCAUCAAGUGUUUAUGCCAAGUAUUACUUUGACCUGCGCUCACUGUCAGAGACCAACAACCUGAGCUUCCCUCUGGAGCCCCUAAGCCGGGACAAAGCCCAGAGACUAGAGGCGAUCUCAAGGUUAUGUGACGACAAGUACAAGGAUGCCAGGAGAGCUGCCAAGAAGCGCUCAGCGAGUGUGGACAAUCUGGUCGGGGUGCGAUGGGUCCCUGCCAUCCUUUCCUAACAACCAGGAACAUAGACCACACCUGAGACUGGGCCUGAGACUGGGCCUGAGACUGGGCCUGAGGCUGGGCCUGAGGCUGGGAUAGAGGCCAGCAUGGUAAAAUUCCCAAAAUUCCCAGGUUUUCCAGAAUACCUGAUUGGAGGAUUCCAGAUUUCCUGCUGAUUCUGGGAAUCAUCCAAUCUUGAUUCCUGGGGAAUUUUGGAAAAGUUACCCGAAUUCUGCAACCCGAACCUGGAUAGACAGACCGACCUUGUCACAGAUAGAUGCCUUCACAGUGCCUCCGCUCCUGUAACACGGGGAAGAGCUCUCUAUAGGACUGGUGGUUCACUGACUGUUAAGAGUAAGAAAAAUGAAAGCUUCUUUGUGAUACAACAUAAUGAUGACUGUUAAGAGAUCUCAUGACAUCACAGUUUUCUGUGGACAGAAGCAGCCAGGUGACCAUCAAGACCAUCAGAAGUAGCCAGCCAACCAUCACUGUGGAAACAUUAGCUUUAUGCGUUGUAGCAGCAAACCAACAGAGAAGUUGUCAGAAAACAGUGUCAUUUGACCUCUUUUCCUGGGUCGGACCAAACGAAAGAAAAAGGACUGAAACGGUUGGAUGACCUGUUUUCCGUUGAAAAGGUUUUGCUAUGGCGUGCACUAAUGAAUACGAUCAUGGGUCCUAGACUGUCCAAGCUGGCGUGGCACGACAGACAGUUGGUUGCCUUUGGAGAUGGUUCUGUAACUUUUGGUGAAAGGGUUUAUAUUCAUUUUGUGUUCAUAAGGUUGUUUUCACUGCCUACUGCUAUAGCCGACCAAACCCAGUACCUGCAGACAUAAUUUGAUCAGGUAAAACAGCAUUCUAGCUGUGCAGGCGUUUCGACUGGAGAUCUACAUUCAAAUUCCAGAAACAUUUAGUUCUUAAUGAACACAUUUAUUUUGUUCAUGUUCAAACAAGUUGACCAUAUUACUUUACUACCCACUGGGCAGAAACUGGUUGAAUCAACAUGGUUUCCACAUAAUUUCAACAAAACAAAUCAAUGUGAUGACGUUGAAUCAAUGUGGAAAACUGAUUGGAUUUGAAAAAAAGUAUUUUUUUCACUGAACUUUUAACCUAAACUUUUAAUGUAAAUAAGAAAUAGACGUUGACCUGACGUCUGUGCCCAGUGGGUACCUUUCCACUAGUAUAUCUCCCUAGUUACCGUACAUCCCAAUACUCAGAAUGUUAUAUUCAGAUCUGCAGCUAAAUUCACCAAUGAUUUACUACAUGGCCAAAUGUAUGUGGACACCCCUUCAAAUUCGUGGAUUCGGCUAUUUCAGACACAUCUCUGGAUGACAGGUGUAUAGAAUUGAGCACACAGACAAACAUUGGCAGUAGAAUGGCCUUACUGAAAAGCUCAGUGACUUUCAAUGUGGCACCGUCAUAAGAAGCCACCUUUCCAACAAUUCAGUUCGUCAAAUUUCUGCCCUGUUAGAGCUUCCUUGGGCAACUUUAAGUGCUGUUAUUGUGAAGUGGAAACAUCAAGGAGCAACAACGGCUCAUCCACAAAGUGGUAGGCCACACAACCUCACAGAAAGGGACCGCUAAGUGCUGAAGCGCGUAAUGCGUAAGAAUCGUCUGUCCUCGGUUGUAACAUUCACUACUGAUUUCCAAACUGCCCCUGGAAGAACGUCAGCACAAGAACUCGUCAGGAGCUUCAUGAAAUGGGUUUCCAUGGCCGAACAGCCGCAAACAAGCCUAAGAUCACCAUGCGCAAUGCCAAGCGUCGGCUGGAGUGGUGUAAAGCUCACCGCCAUUGGACUCUGGAGCAGUGGAAAUGUGUUCUCCUGAGGAAUUAAUCACAUUUCACCAUCUGGCAGUCCAACGGACGAAUCUGGGUUUGGCGAAUGCCAGGAGAACACUACCUGCCCGAAUGCAUAGUGCCAACUGUUAAGUUUGGUGGAGGAGGAAUAAUGGUCUUGGGCUGUUUUUCAUGGUUCGGGCUAGGCCCCUUAGUUCCAGUGAAGGGAAAUCUUAACGCUACAGCAUACAAUGACAUUCUAGACGAUUCUGUGCUUCUAACUUUGUGGCAACAGUUUGGAGAAGGUCCUUUCCUGUUUCAGAAUAACAAUGCUCCCGUGUACAAAGCGAGGUCCAUACAGAAAUGGUUUGUCGAGAUCAGUGUGGAAGAACUUGACUGGCUUGCACAGAGCCCUGACCUCAACCUCAUCGAACACCUUUGGGAUGAAUUGGAACGCGACUGAGAGCCAGGCCUAUUCAAGAAGAGUGGAGGCUGUUAUAGCAGCAAAUCGUGGACCAACAUUAAUGCCCAUGAUAAAUAUGUGUCCACAUACCUUUGGCCAUGUGAGUGAUACUUUUGGCAAUGUGAGUGAUUUAGCUACUGUGAAUGUGUCAUCCACAGGAUUCAAAGUAGGUUAUAUUGACAAGAAGGUGACCAAUGAAAGGAUAGAAAUGGGUUAUCAUACUUGAUACACCCUGUGAAGCAUGACUUGUGUUUUUUGUUUUAGAACUCGAUGUUUUAAGCUACAAUAUUUCUUUAUUUGUUUAAGAACAUAAACCUGAACACUGAGCCAACUUCUAUAUAACAUAGCUCCUCCAAACGUUAUACAGUUUGAUUUUGUAAUAAUUAAUAAAUAUAUUCAUAUUGUUAUAUUCAUGAUCAACUUUUAUUUGUGUUUUUUCAUUUGUCAAGAAGACCCUACUGACAACUGAAGCACUACAAUUGUAUGAAUUAUUUUGAAAAAAAACUAUACAGUGUAUAAUCAAGUAUUAAAGUGAUGAUGCGAUCAUUAACUUCAUUUAGAAAUAUUUAUAUGAAGGCGUUGAUCCAUGUUUGUAAUAAAAGAAAAUGUAUUUUGA
This is a messenger RNA of Oncorhynchus kisutch (coho salmon), 4127 nucleotides long. Its product is annotated as cyclin-Y. Gene Ontology annotation, molecular function: protein kinase binding. Gene Ontology annotation, biological process: regulation of cyclin-dependent protein serine/threonine kinase activity. The coding region runs from base 248 to 1288 and encodes 346 amino acids. The record is from RefSeq and is a predicted model, not a curated record. Lineage: Eukaryota; Metazoa; Chordata; Actinopteri; Salmoniformes; Salmonidae. The transcript has 12 exons.